Messenger RNA from Terrapene triunguis (Three-toed box turtle), 2192 nucleotides. RefSeq names its product D(4) dopamine receptor-like. Gene Ontology annotation, molecular function: G protein-coupled receptor activity. The transcript is spliced from 2 exons. Bases 137 to 1231 code for a protein of 364 amino acids. Gene Ontology annotation, biological process: G protein-coupled receptor signaling pathway. Gene Ontology annotation, cellular component: membrane. The record is from RefSeq and is a predicted model, not a curated record. NCBI's taxonomy places the organism in Eukaryota, Metazoa, Chordata, Testudines, Emydidae.
GGGAACCCGCUUCCCGCUCCUCCUGCUGCUGCUGCUCGCCAGCGUCCCCGCCUCCCGCUCGCGGGGCUGCAGCGGGGCGCCCCGGCCGGCGGGCGAGGCGCGGCCUGGGGGGGCCCCGAGGGAGCCGCCGCCGCCGAUGCCGGAAGCGGGGCCCGGGGACCCCCGGAGCGGCAGCCGGCGGCUGAAGAUCGGCCUGAUCUGCGCGCUGGGGGCGCUGGUGAUGGUGAGCAACGGGGCGGUGCUGGCGGUGCUGGCCUCGGCCGUGGCGGGCUGGCGCCGCAGCAGCCGCCUCACGCUGCUCUCGCUGGCGGCCGCCGACGCGGCGCUGGCGCUGCUGGUGGUGCCGCUCAACCUGUACGGCAGCCUGGCGCGCGGGGCCCCGCCCGAGCCCUACUGCCGCGCCGCGGCCUUCCUCAACGCCAGCGUCUUCGGCGCCGCGCUCUACUCGCUGGCCGGCGUCUCGCUCGAGCGCUACGUCGCCGUCUUCUUCCCGCUCCGCCACGCGCGCCUGCUGGGCCGGCGCCGCCUCGCGCUGCUGCUGGCGGCCGCCUGGCUGGGCCCCGCCCUGCUGCUGCUGCCCGUCGCCCUGCCCGGCCGCGCCGCCGUCCUGCGCGUGCGCUUCUCGGCCGCCGCGCUGCUCUGCGAGCCGGACUACGGCUCCAACGCCGCCUACGCCGGCCUGCUGGCCGCCGCCAUCUUCUGUCCCGCCGCGGCCACCGUCACCUUCGCCAACCUGCGCCUCUGGCAGGCGGCGCGCGCCCAGCGCCGGCGCGGCGACGGGGCGGGGCCGCCCGGCCAAGGGGCGGGGCUGAGGCGGCUCCGCCUGCUGCAGCUGGACGCCGCCUCCCGGGUCCUAGUGCCCGUCGUCGUCGCCUUCUACGUGUGCUGGGCGCCCUGCAUGGCCACCAUCCUGUACAACGCAAUCACGAAGGACCGAGUUCACGAGUGGCUGGAGUUUGUGGCCCUGUGGCUGCCUAGCGGCAGUGGCUUCCUCAACUGCUUUGUCUACUUCUGGACCAACAGGAACUUCAGGCACAAGUUCCAGAAGAUCGGGCACAAGCUCUGGGGGCCCUGCAGCCGAGCCAAGUGGGAGCAGGACGUGCACAGGAUGGUCACCAUCAGUGCAGCGGUGGAGAGGAGCAGCAGCCAGCCUGCUCUCCCCCUGGACCGCUCCUGCAGUGGGUCGUCCACCAGCACCUUACUGCCCAGAGAAGCACAAACUAGCCUAUAAGCUACUUGGACACUUUCUGUCAGCUGCAGUGUCUACAAAAGGCCGUUGCUGUGCUGGGUUCUAUACAGCGCGCCAGGCUCUUUGUGGCCUGCAAGACGUGCGACCGCCUGGCUUUGUCAAGAGCCUGGACGCUGCUGCCUCCUGCGGGGGCUGGGGCUGCUCUGGCUGUGGGGAAGGAAAUUGUCAAACCUCACCAGAGGAGGCCAAGCGUCUUUCCGUGAGCUUCACCGAAUGGUGUCAGUGGAGAAAUAUACAAAGAGUGUUUGGGUUAAGGAGCCCUUCCUGGGAAGGGGUUUUGUGUGGGAAACUGGUCACAGCAUGGACGUGAGCUUCUGCUAUGAAAGAAACAGGACAUUCACUCGGAGCGAAGUGCCUUGAACCAUCCCAGCUAGGGGCAGAGAAGGUAUAAAGUCCCUGCCGCCCGACAGCCCCACUCUUGGAUACUGUAGAUCACAGGCAACUCCCCCUCUGAUCAGUGCAGUGUGACAAGGUCUCCCUCUAAGCCAAAGGGGACGUGGUUCUCUCCCCGGCAAGCCAGGUCACUCCAGAGUACCUGAUGGGUUGGCAGUAAUGGCUAGUGCCAGGUGUGCAGGAGAAGGCUGGGUGAAGUUUAAGGGCUGAGGGGAAGGUGUGAGAUCCUGACUGCAAAGGGGACUGUCAAGCAGGCAUUACGGUUCAUGCCCCAUGGCGAUUACACCUGCCACGUGAUCACUUCUGAAACCUGCCCAAGGGCCUGCUGCUCUGGCUGCAGACUUCAUACCUCCACUCACCAGGUUCGGAUUCUGCCUCCUGCUCUGUUUGCCAUCCCAGCUGGGUGAUCCUCCUUCCCCUCCCCUCUCACUUCACGGGGACCCUGGACAUAGAAGGACACAAACUCACUUGGGGGGGGAAAUACUUUUAUAUAAUUUAAAAGAGAAAACUGGAGCUUCUGGCGCGACAGUCUGUCUGGUUUUAACACCUU